AGGUCGAGUUGUGUCUGGGAUGCAUUGAGUGGGCAAAAAGUGAGAAGAGAGUCUUUUUAAGACAAGCUUUAGAGGUAUGGCUAAUGUGUAUCUCAUUUUUACCUGCAUGCAUGCAUGGAUAUUAUGGGAAAAGCGGUAAGGCCAAAAAAAAUAUGUGGGUUUCCUAUUUCUUCUUGUAAAAACUUAGGUAGGGUAGGUCGGUUUUAACUUUUUUUUAAACUUUUUUUUAAACUUUUUUUUAAGUUUUCCUAACAACCGGACGCCAUUUUGUUUAGUCAGUGCUUCCACAUUCAAAGAUAAAUUUCCCUAAUAUUGCCUCAAAUUUCCAUUUUUCACAAAUGUUUUCCUUUAAGUGGAAACACUUGCAAGCAUGAUCCAUACAUUUUGCCAUUGUCUACAUCUGUCCAGGUAUAGAUAAUUAUACAAAUACAAUAUAGCGUUAUGCCGUUAUCAGUUGAAGGAAUAGGGAACUUCAGCUACUGUAGCAGGAUGGCAAGGCAUACUGAAGUUGUGCAGAUUAUUAUAUGUUAAAUUAGUAUUCUUAAAUAUUUUAGUCGAGACUGGUUGGUUUAUACUAUGGUGUGAAAGAAUACCAAAAGGCUCUUUCAUUAGGUAUGUAAAACACACAAUUUUUCUUUAUGUAUAUAUUACGUAUAUGUAUUUAUAUGUAAUGGUCACGCUUGUUAGCGUGACCAUUAGUGUCGUGUGGUAUGCUCACUGUGGUGUUUACCACAAAUACGUCGUAUAAAAAGACUUUUUAAAGAAUUAAUAUUCGAAAACCGUUAUGACAAGAAUAUUUAUCUGAUAAUUUUUCAGGUUCUAAAUUAUUGAAAGAAUUAAAGAAAUUAGAUGAUAAGAUGUUACUUGUUGAAGUACAAUUAUUGGAAAGCAAAAUAUAUCACUCAUUAAAGAAUGUUCCAAAAUCAAGGUAG
Messenger RNA from Paramuricea clavata, 932 nucleotides. The record is from the annotation of a GenBank genome assembly. NCBI's taxonomy places the organism in Eukaryota, Metazoa, Cnidaria, Anthozoa, Malacalcyonacea, Plexauridae.